UCUCCGUCUCCGUUCGCAGUGGAUUGCAGCGGCGCCUUCCUCUCUAAAUGGCACUCUCCCUGCGAUUCAUGGUUUCCUCCACAUCUAGCCCCACCUGUGUCAGUCACCCAGAUCUUCCCGUACUAUAUAGGGCGACACUUGCCAGUAAGGGUUCUUGCAGUCUUCAGUUCAAAUCCAUGAGAAUGAGGAGACCUUGUCGUCCUAUCCAUGCCAUCGAAGAAGAAGAGAAACAAGAGACCAUGUUGUCUGAGACGAAGAGCAGCAGCACUGGAAUGGAAGAUGCAAACCCGAGUAGGGGAGCUAAAAUGACGGAAAUAGCCUCGGAGAUCAAGGAAGCAAUGAAGGCGAGGGAGAGAGAAGAGGGAAAGGGGGGAGAUCUGUGGAGAGGAGUAGCGGAGGAGAUACGGGAGAUUGAGUGGCCUGCGUUUGGAAAGGUUUUGGGGACUACAGGCGUCGUGUUGGGUGUGAUUGCCGGGUCAAGCAUUGUAUUGCUUACUGUUAAUGCCGUCUUGGCUGAGCUCUCCGAUCGAGUCUUUGCCGGCAGAGGAGUCCAGGACUUCUUCAGCUGAGGAUAACAAUAAAACUUAGAAGACACGUGUAAGUAUGUUGAUUUUCCCUUUAUGAUUUUUGUUCUCUCUUUUUUAUAUUGCUUUAAAUAUUGGGAAAAAGUUGGGGGCAGUUCAGGUGAAAUCAGUUGGAUAGUUGGAUGUUAUACCUGCCUCUUGCAAUCACAUUGUGUAUUUCAGAACUUGCUGGAUUUUUCCUGGACAGCCCCUUAAGAAUGGUUAAUGGUCCAAAAAUCUGCCUGCUGCUGAAUGGUAGUUCCAU
Messenger RNA from Telopea speciosissima, 828 nucleotides. Its product is annotated as preprotein translocase subunit SECE1. Gene Ontology annotation, cellular component: chloroplast thylakoid membrane. Lineage: Eukaryota; Viridiplantae; Streptophyta; Magnoliopsida; Proteales; Proteaceae. The record is from RefSeq and is a predicted model, not a curated record. The transcript is spliced from 2 exons. Bases 48 to 569 code for a protein of 173 amino acids.